GUAUCAGUAAUGAUGACAGUAUUUGUUCUUAAUCUUCAUUAUCGUGGCCCAAAAAAAAAUGAAAUACCAUUUUGGCUUCAGCAAUUAUUAAGUUUAUCAUUAGCAAAUAUUAUUCGAUCAUAUCAAAGAACAAAAAAGACAAAAAAUUUUCGUAAAAAUGAACGUGAUUCAUCAAAGAAAUAUAAAAUUCAUGACGAUGACAGAAUACGAACAAUAACCGAUGGCGCAACUGCAACGCAAAUGGAUAUGGAUGAUAAUCAAGAACGAAAGUUUUUACAUAAUAAAAAUAAAAAUCAUUCAUCAUCUCGGACAAGAUCAGUUAAUACCAUUCAUGAUGAAAUACAAGAUACAUUACAUGGUUUAUUACGUAAACAAAAAGAACUUGAUCAUGAUCUACGAGUAACAAAUGAUUGGCGUGCAAUGGCAACAAAAGUCGAUAAAAUUCUUUUUUAUAUUUUUCUUCUUCUAACUGUUAUAUCAACAUUAGGUUUACUUGUUGUUGUACCACUUUCUCGUACUAGUACUCAACAAAAAACCAAAUUAUGGAAUGGUACACGACGACCUUCUCUUUAA
Messenger RNA from Adineta steineri, 573 nucleotides. NCBI's taxonomy places the organism in Eukaryota, Metazoa, Rotifera, Eurotatoria, Adinetida, Adinetidae. The record is from the annotation of a GenBank genome assembly.